CAGUGCACGUUACUGCGUUGGCCGCUCCCCUCCCUGCUCGCCGUGGUUCCGUCUGCCCCUGACACAUUGGGAUGCAGAUCUGCAGCAGGUCGCAGUGACCGGUCUGCAGAGAGAGCCGGCUGCGUGCGGAACCGGAAUCUUCAUGACGCGCUGUGUCUCCCAGCAGCAUCCGUCUCGCUCCAUGCCGCCGCUGCUGUGAUUUGUCUCCUCGGUCAUCGGUGCCCUCCCCCCUCCGCGGAAUCCUCUUCUCCGGCUGUCCAGGAUGCCAGACCCAAGCCUAGCGAUGUUGUCCCCCCAGGAGGCGGCCAAGAUCUACCAUGCCAAUUACAUCCGCAACUCCCGGGCCAUCGGGGUGCUGUGGGCGAUCUUUACCAUCUGCUUCGCCAUCGUCAACAUUGUGUGCUUCAUCCAGCCCUACUGGAUAGGGGACGGAGUGGACACUCCUCAGGCCGGCUAUUUCGGACUCUUCCACUAUUGUAUCGGGAGCGGCUUCUCCAAAGAGCUGACAUGCACCGGCAGCUUCACGGAUUUCUCCACCAUUCCCUCCGGAGCCUUCAAAGCCGCCUCCUUCUUCAUCGGCCUGUCCAUGACGCUGAUCAUCGCCUGCAUCGUGUCCUUCGUUCUGUUCUUCUUCUGUAAUACCGCCACCGUCUAUAAGAUCUGCGCCUGGAUGCAGCUCUCCUCAGCUGCUUGCCUUGUACUUGGCUGUAUGAUAUUUCCUGAUGGUUGGGAUGCAGACGAAGUCAGGCGCAUGUGUGGUGAAAAAACUGACAAGUAUUCACUUGGUGCAUGUUCAGUGCGCUGGGCAUACAUCUUGGCAAUCAUUGGAAUUUUGGAUGCUCUCAUCUUAUCUUUUCUGGCCUUUGUGCUAGGUAACAGAUUGGACACGUUAAUGGCUGAACAGCUCAAACUUGAAACAAAAGAUGAUGGAAAUGCCUAAAAUUUCUGAGUUCUGCUGAGCUAAUAUGUCCAUUGAGAAGCACAAGUGAAAACCCAUGGAAAUAAUUAUGUACAUUAUUAUUAUGAAAGAAGAAAAUUCAGUGUACAAGGAUGUUUCAGAAGUUACUGUUCCAAAAUAGAAGUUAAAGAAUAUUCUUCUCUGUAUGUUGUUCUACAUUUUCGAGUAACUCCUAAUUAUCCUGAUAUAUAACUGUGACUACAUAACAGUGACUAGGCAGUAUGCAUCAUACAUGUCAUCCAUGAGUAACAAGUCCUACAAUGUUAGUAGUCAAAAAGUUUACAGAUUCUCAGAUUGUAGAUAUCCUACUAGAACUCUUACAUGGAACUGUUGCCCAUCUGCUGUCAAUAAUAAUAGUAGGGCAGAUUUUAUAUACAGGUGAACAGCUGUUAUGGAAUGUCGUGAUGGACACAAGUCUUGGUUGGCAGAUAUUUUUUUACUUAUUAGAAGAAUGACGUUAUGGCCCUCAUUUACUAUUGCAAACCCAACAUGUUUUGUCAGGUUGUGCACCAGAUUCUGGCGCAUUGCGCUAGAUAUUCUGUCUUCACCAGAUUUUGGGCCCGAAAUUCUGUCUGCGCCAGAUUUUGCGCCAGAAUUUGUGCCAGAAUUAAAAAACCCCAACUAACUCUCCAUUUUGCUAAGAAAACCGCAAAAAAAGUGGGCCUGGCUGUUGGGAAAAGGGGGUGCGGUCACCAAAACGGGGCAUGUUCCCGAAAUUUUCACAAAAAAAAACCCAACAUAUUUACUAAGGUUUCCACAGAAAAUGUGGUGGAUUUGAGCUGAGGAAAACCAGACAGAUCAGAGCAUGUGUAAAAAAGGCAAAAUGUAGGGAAAGUGGAAAACGUAGGGAAACCUUAGUAAAUACCGUAAAUUGUAGGGAAUUAAAACCCACAAAGAAACCUACACUCCAUUCUUAGUAAAUAAGGGCCAAUUUGUAAAUGAAAUCAUGUUUGCACAGAAUAUACCACAUAAUGCUAAGAAAUAGAUCAGUACACACAAUUUUACCAUGAUUGUUUAUUCAGCAACCAGUUAGCCUCAUUACUGUUCUUACAGAGGAACCAUACAUAGAAUCAUGUAACGCUGUGUACUGCCACAUAAAUAAGAUCACUGUACACUCUAGAUAUUUUAGCAGACCAUAAAGCAUGCGUCAUGAAUUUUAUUUAUGCACCUAGAGUAAAAUAUACCCCCUGUGAUCACAAAGGCAAUUUAUUACUUCAGCCAAAAAUCUAUUGUUUUUAUUACUCAACAGUGGAAAAAAUGUAGACAACAUAUUUUACCAAGUGGGUAGCUUUUCACUUAUGGAACCUGUGUCCUUAAUGAAUACGUAGUCAUUGACUAUUGAUUUAAUGUUUCUGUUCUAAAGGAAACUUGCCUUGUUAUCAACCAAUGAACAACUUGCAUUAUGUGUUAGAGCAUUAGUUGUGCGGUACCUUGAAUGUUACUCUAGUCUAAAUGUGAAGACAUGGAUUAUCAAAAUUAAGCAAGAGAAAUAUAUAUUAAACCACAGCCACUAUGAUUGUUACAUGUAAGUAUUAACCAAUGAAUUCUAAACAGAUUUAUGGGUUGUGUUCAUUACUUCUUUAUCUCUUUCCAUACAAACACACACAGAUAGACAUAUAUAUAUAUAUAUAUAUAUAUAUAUAUGUCUAUUAUUUUAUUUUUUUUCUGAGAGGGAGAGGGGGGGCAUUUUAUCAUUGAAAUAUACAAAUAUACAUGUCUCAAAUCAUUUAUCAUGUAAGGAGUUACCAAUUCUACUUUUUGUACACUUUACAGACACAUAGAAAAAUGGUUGAUUUAAUUAUUGAAAACCUUACAUUUGUUGGACUCUUCUUUAAGGAGCCUUGAUUGUAUAUGGUGAUGUUCUGUGUUCUUAGAUGCUCAAGAUAGUUAUGUAAAUAGUUUAUAACAAAGAGGUAACGUUUGUACUGUUUCAAUUGCCUGUAAAUUGUCAUACUCAUUGAAUAGUGAUGCUAUCACUUUGGUUUCACUUUGGAUGGUUUGAAUCUGGAGUUCAUGAGUGGAACAUUUAUCUUGUUUUUUUUUUUUGUUUUUGUUUUUCUUGUUUUAUCAUAUAAAGCAGGGGUAAAAUAUUUCAACUAAUAUUAUGCAGGACUAAGAUGUUAGAAGGGGAAUAUGCCCAUGGACUACAUGGAGACUUAAAGGGGUACUCCGGUGGAAAAAAAAGGUUUUCAAAUCAACUGGUACCGGAAAGUUAAAGAGAUUUGUAAAUGACUUCUAUUAAAAAAUCUUAACCCUUCUAGUACUUAUCAACUGCUGUAUACUACAGAUAUACUUCCAAGAAAUGUUGAAGUUAUUUCCAGUCUGACCACAUUGCUCUCUGCUGACACCUCUGUCUGUGUCAGGAACUGUCCAGAGCAGGAAAGGUUUUCUAUGGGGAUUUACUUCUAACCUGGACAGUUCUUGACACGGACAGAGGUGUCAGCCGAAAGCACUGUUGUCAGACUGGAAACAACUUCACUAAUUUCUCAUUAGUAUACAUCACAUGAUAAGUACUGGAAGCCUUCAGAUCUUGAAAUAGAAGUCAUUUACAAAUCUGUCUAACUUUCUGGCACCAGGUGAUUUGAAAACAUUUUUCCACUUGUUUCCAUUUAACUUGCACACCACAUGUGCCAAAGUAGCAUUUGUAUGCUAUAAAUAUUAUUCCCUAAAUGAAUACUACUAAUACAUGUUGAAAAAGUCUACAAUAGUUACAAAUUAUAAAUAAUGCAAAGUUUUAAAACAGUCCUAAAGUCACAAAUGAAGUAUUUAUAUUUUUAUAACUAAAACCUUUGGAAUAUAUCUUGUCAUGCAUACAGAUUGACCAUGUUAUAUGCAAGAAUUAAAGGGGUACCCCGCCCCUAGACAUCUUAUCCCCUAUCGAAAGGAUAGGGGAUAAGAUGUCAGAU
Hyla sarda is the source of this 3864-nucleotide messenger RNA. It is a transcript of the gene LHFPL3, whose product is annotated as LHFPL tetraspan subfamily member 3. Lineage: Eukaryota; Metazoa; Chordata; Amphibia; Anura; Hylidae. Bases 263 to 940 code for a protein of 225 amino acids. Gene Ontology annotation, cellular component: plasma membrane. Gene Ontology annotation, biological process: sensory perception of sound. The record is from RefSeq and is a predicted model, not a curated record. The transcript has 4 exons.